This is a messenger RNA of Oncorhynchus masou masou (cherry salmon), 552 nucleotides long. RefSeq names its product interferon a3-like. Gene Ontology annotation, biological process: defense response. Gene Ontology annotation, molecular function: cytokine receptor binding. The transcript is spliced from 5 exons. NCBI's taxonomy places the organism in Eukaryota, Metazoa, Chordata, Actinopteri, Salmoniformes, Salmonidae. Bases 1 to 552 code for a protein of 183 amino acids. Gene Ontology annotation, cellular component: extracellular region. The record is from RefSeq and is a predicted model, not a curated record.
AUGGCUGUAUUGAAAUGGUUGAGCAUUUGCCUGACUCUGUUCUGCCAAGGCACAGCAGCAUCAAAACCUUGCAGGUGGACGCAGUUUAGGUUGGGGAAGCUGAACGAUGUGAGCAUAGACCUGCUCUCAGAUAUGGGUGGACUCUUUCCACUUAUGUGUGCAGAAGAAAACGUCGAACAAAUGUUUCCAGAGGAUCUUUACAAGAACACAGAGGGUGAGGACGUCUCUGUGGUUGCAUUGGAGGCUAUGCGAUAUGUGGAACAAUUAUAUAACAACAGUCUGACGUCUGUCACGUGGAACAAAAUAAAACUUAACAUGUUCCAAAACGUCAUAUAUCGUCAAGUUCAAAACUUAGAGUUAUGUGUUGUAGGCGGUGUUUGGGAAUCCUCUGGAGAUGGAGGGUCGGUUACUCUGAAAACAUAUUUCAACAAGCUGAACACCGUCUUGAAAGAGAAGGAACACAGCGCAUGCGCAUGGGAGAUUGUGCGAAAGGAGAUUCGCGAAAACUUGGUGCAGUUCAAGAAAUUCCUUGACAGCAGAGUCAAGCCGUGA